This is a messenger RNA of Dracunculus medinensis (Guinea worm), 1416 nucleotides long. Lineage: Eukaryota; Metazoa; Nematoda; Chromadorea; Rhabditida; Dracunculidae. The record is from the annotation of a GenBank genome assembly.
AUGACAGAUGGACUCGCUGGCGAAACAAUUCAUCUAGUUUUAGAAGGGGGCAAUAAUUGGCAAGCUCCUAUUCAAGAAGCUUUUAAUACAAAAAUUGGUCCCACUUGGUCUUUUGUUGUAUUGGAGCUUUAUAAUGGAGUAGCCAAAUUCCAUCAUUUCACGCCUUGUUCCGAAUCCACAGAUUUGUGGAUGGAUUGCGUAGUAUUAUGGAUAGUACCUUUGACAAAAGAAGGAACUCCAAUGAAAAAUAAGGUCGUCAAGCGAGUCGUAAAGAAAUCAUCACCGGAAAAAGUACUGAACGGCACGACGACACCAACAGCCACAAAGCCACCAGCUGGUCCUAAAGUAAUUCGCAAGAAAGCUAUGGCCUUUACAAAUAUUUCAGCUGUAAAUACCACAAAUGCUUAUCCUACUUCUGCAGAAGCCAAAAAAUCUACCAGCGAAAAAUUUUUAAAAUCCCGAGAAUCAGUAUUCCAUAACAAUGGCGAUGGUUCUACUGAUUCAGGUGUUUCAUUAACAGAUUCCGAUAAUGAAAAAUCUCAAAAAACGGAUGAAAAGUUUAGUGAUGAAGCAAAAGUCAUCAGUAAUGAACAGCGAGAAACAGAGAAUGUAAAAUUUGUUGCAGCAAAUGUUGCAUCGAAUUUGGAUCGAAGGCAUGGAAAUAAGGCGUCUACAGAUAUAAAUGGAAAUGAAUUAUCAGCAUCCUUCACUCUUUCCUUAGCUUAUUGCAUUACAAUGCAUUACGACAUUCAGCUCGGCGAUAUAAGGAGAGUGCAUCCACACUGGGACGAGCUUUGUGGUCAAAUUCUUAACAAUGGUUAUUAUGAACUUGUUAAGAAAGCUGAUAAACUAAUGACUGAUUGUCAAAGAAGUGUUCAUGAUAAACGCAAUCUUCACGAGGUACUCCCGCUUCUUACUAGUGUUCAAGUCCAUAUUCUCAAUCCCGUUGACGUAUUGCGACCUGCGCUCGAUGAAGGUGUAUGCUGCUUUCCAUAUGGAGAUUUGCUUGAUAAAACUUUCGAUAUUAUCAAUAAAGCUGAAAAAAUAAUGCGGGGCGAAAAUAAUUUAUUUGUCGACUGGAAGCCAAUUGCUGAAUUAGCUCGACGUGCACAAAUUCAUUUUAAAAUAACAAUGCAAAAUUCGAUGGAAGAAAGAUUAGGCGAAGUCGUUCGACUUAAAGCCAUACAACAAUUACAAAGAAUUGACAGUUUUAUGAUUGAUUCGACAGUUAAUAAAUUAGAAAAGGCUGCACAUAUGGCAAGAGACGAUUUGGAAUGGGAAAUCGAGCAAUUGCGUCAGCAGAAUUCUCAACUUAGAAGAGAUUAUCGUGAAUUGAAAAAGGAUUACAUGAGGCUGGAGGCACGAACAGAAAUACUCGAGAAUAAAUUUAAAACAAUGGCGCGUCUUCUCCAGUGA